GCUGGACAAGUCAGUCGAUCUAGGCUGGCGAUACGGGUAGCUCGUCGCGCUGGCGCCCAAAGACAGGCCGUAUGGUCUUCAGCACACGGCCCCCAAGCGCCACAAGUAGCCCUCGUAUUCCUUCGCUCGGAUCCGUCACCGGCGAUCAAGGCAACCCGCGCGACCGCUGCGGCCUACUCUCUUUCCCCUCUUCCUCGAAUGUACUGAGCAACAAACGACUCGAUGCCGGAAAUAACAUUCGUCUUUGGGCCCAACAAUACAUUCUUUUUCGAUUGUCCCAAAACAUGGAAAUUCCAUGGAAUCCCGCAAACGCUGCGUCAAUUGUUCAAUAGUUCCAUGGGACCGGCAUGGAGGAUUGCCCAGCCGUAUUGUGUAGGCCUUGCGCCGCAAGUCAACUCCCCGGAGCCGUUGUGGUAUGUUGGAUGCAAGACGUUGAACGGCGAAGACAAGCUCUUCUACUCCCAGACCUACUUCGAUGUCAACUACGCCGAUCUCGCACGAUGGACCAAGUCAUUUCCUAAUGCGCCGCGAUUGUGUUUCGUGACCUUUGGCCAGAACCUCAGCUACUUCGCAUCAGCCCCGGGCCAUGGAUCAAUAUGGGGUGGUAUACCGUCAGAACUCGAAGAUAAAGUGCGCAAGGCUUUCGAUACACCAUGCUGCGUAGCUCUAGGCCAGAAGAACGCCUGGCUGGUCCUGUAUCCAGAUGGGUAUAUUGCAUGGAAGUUCUAUGGCCACUAUAGCGCAUUGGACAAGAUCUUGAAGGACGCUGCGCCCCAAUCCGUCUCUUAUGUUGCCCUUUCGCCAUACCACAAAGAGCAUUACUUCGUUGCCUUCAAAGAUCGAUCAAUCAAAUACAACUUCACAGGCGCUCCUCCAGAGUGGAUGAGACUCAUGACCGAGGUCUUCGACGCAUGGGCCGCUGAGCGCCUGCAAAAACCAACGCAGUCCUACUUUCAGCCCGUUCCUUCACCAUAUCCUCAAUCGCAACCGUAUCCGCAGGCGCAUGCAUAUUCACCCCCAGCGCAACCAUAUCUACCACAGACACAACCAUAUUCACCUCCAGUGCAACCAUAUUUACCUCAAACACAACCCUACCCACCUCAAGCGCAACCGUACCCGCAGGGACAACCAUACCAGAAUAGCCCCCCGCCGUUUCCAUCUGCUAAUCCUCUGUCGCCGCCAUUGACACCAUUACCUCUCUACACAUCCCCUGUGCCGCAGAAUGCUAUGCCCGUUCCUGUGUACGGUUACCGAGCGCCGCAGGGAGGGGCCAUAGAGAUGCCCGCGGAGCUACCAGGACAAGUGCCGCUAUCUGCGCCAGCUCCUGUGCCCGUGAGGUCAGGCUCUACAGAUAAAAAGAAGAGAAAGAAGGAAAUCCUUUCAAAGAUGUGGUUUGACUUCUCUUUAUAGACUGACUACCGCGCGGUAGCAGUCUUACUCUUACUUUCAGUUAUGAUACCCGACUAUAUAUUUGUUUGAUCUGCAAAGCCAAGUAGGCUUCAUUUUUGGCGUUAUUGGCUCUUCCUAGUUGAAUAUCACUGUCUGAACCCAGAGAUCGCUUUAGUACGUUAUACCCAUCAUCAAAUAGUACUUUUCGCCAGUCGCCUCGCUAUCAUAAAGCUGGA
This is a messenger RNA of Cucurbitaria berberidis CBS 394.84, 1625 nucleotides long. RefSeq lists its product as uncharacterized. The transcript has 5 exons. The coding region runs from base 223 to 1410 and encodes 395 amino acids. Lineage: Eukaryota; Fungi; Ascomycota; Dothideomycetes; Pleosporales; Cucurbitariaceae. The record is from RefSeq and is a predicted model, not a curated record.